CCUCAAAUCAUCGUCCAAACCCAGCUCAUUGAAUUUAUCAAUAAACGACAGUUAUUAUAAAGGACUAACUUGGCCGCACAUGGCCAGCGGCAGUGCCAAGCGGCAGUCCACGAUGCCAGCCAAGAGAAUUCCAGCAACAGCGCAACCAGUUGCCGCAGCCAGUAGCAACAACAGCAAUGCAGCGGCAACUCCCGUUGCAGCGCCCCUGAGCAACAUGUCAAACGGAAUGUCACGUCUAACGCCAGCGAGAGACUUGACCCUGGGCGGCCGCGGUGCCAGUGCGGCUGCUAAGAAAGUCUUUGCGCCCAAUUUAAAUGCAGUGCGCAACAAAAAUAUCAAUGUCAAGACGUCGAAGGACUUUACGCAGCCACGUGGUGCUCGUCGCGGAGCACGCGGUGCUGGUGGAGCAACACGAGGACGUGGAGCUGGCAAUGGCAACUCCACGCUCAUACAAACGACCGGCGUUUUCUCAGAGGGCGCUGGUGCCGUGCAUUUGCGCAAAUCCUCAAGCGGUGGCUCGGCCUAUGCACGCGCCGGCGAUGAAGUAACUAUAUCCCGAAAACGCAAGGAUGACAAGUCGCAGGAACAGCGAGUGCGGGAGCUGAUAGGCAGCGAUGACAGCGAUGAUGGCGAUUCUGCCAGUGAUGAAAGUGAGCUUGAUAAGACUGAACUGAACUUCAAACCGGUGAUGCUAACUGAAGGACUGUGGCACACCCAAAAAGUCAACAUAAAACAGGAAACAGUGAGCAUACCGAAACCAAAACCGGACGAAGAAGACUCGCUAGCUGUAGCCCAGCAUUUGCAGACCCUGCAUGUUGGUGUCCAGGCUAGCAUGGAGGAGCCACCCGCACAAUACGGUCGUUAUCCGCGCAGUAUUGGCGCCUUUCUCGAUGCGCCACAAUCCCAGCUGUUUGUCAUGCAGCUUCCCAACGUUCUGCCCUGUGUGGCAGACGAAGCCGAAGAUGCGCCUGUAGCCACUGAGCAGCCAGCGUCUAGUGCCUCGGCAGAGCAACCCAACAGUCCAACAUCUACAACCGCGGCAACCGGUACGCCCAAGCCCAGUCUAUUGGCACAGUUGGAGGAAGGUCAAAUUGGCAAGAUAUUAAGAUAUCGUUCGGGCCGCGUUAAAUUGCUGCUGGGCGACACACACUUCGACUUGGAUAUGGGCCUGGACUCGGGAUUCUUACAGGAGCUCAUGUCCAUCAGCAGCAAUCGGGAACAGCGCAGCGGAAACAUGAUCAAUCUGGGUCCAAUCCAGGCCAAGCUAAAGGCAACUCCCGACUGGGUGCAUCUCUUUCAGCAGCAAGAGACAGCCGCCAGGCAACCAACAUCCGCGACAACUAGCAUACCAACAGCAGCAGGCUCUGCCGCCACGUAGCACUCACUAGA
Molecule: messenger RNA, 1389 nt
Organism: Drosophila novamexicana
Lineage: Eukaryota; Metazoa; Arthropoda; Insecta; Diptera; Drosophilidae
Gene: RpIIIC53
Product: DNA-directed RNA polymerase III subunit RPC4
Exons: 5
Coding region: 80-1378 (432 amino acids)
Biological process (GO): transcription by RNA polymerase III
Cellular component (GO): RNA polymerase III complex
Molecular function (GO): DNA binding
Source: RefSeq, a predicted model, not a curated record